CCCACAGUUUAGAGCUGAAGUCUGAACUCCACCUUCAGGCAGAAUGAGGUUCUUCCCCGGCUGUCUGCUUCUCAUGCUUCUGGUCUGCAGCCUCUCUCCGGUCUAUGGUGUCCUGGAGGCCCCUUAUGUAAGAUUCAGGUGUCAGUGCACCAAAGUUACCCAUCGGAUGCCCAGGUGGAACUCGAUUAAACAGAUUAAAACCUUUCCACCCGGGAAUGGCUGCCCACACCUGGAAAUCCUCGCCCGGCUAAAGAAUGAGGCAACAAUAUGCUUGGAUCCUAAAUACCCAGAGACAUUAAGCCUUUUGGAAAAACUAAAGAAAGCACGUGAAGCUGCGCGUAAGCCAGUUGCUUCUCAGUGGAAAUAGGAGGCUGAUGGCAAAACCGCCACUAAGGACACCUGCAUCCUUCCGCCUUCCUGCUCUGGGCUCCGACUUAUGUUCCAUGGAAUCUCUCCCCUCAGCUCCCCUAAAACAGUGAGCUUCCCCAUACAAACAAGCAUGAGAAGACACGUAAAGAUCACCCUUCAGAGGCUGAUAGGGCAAAUUUGAACAACUUUUUCCAAAUAAAGUGCUUUAUAUACCUGGA
Molecule: messenger RNA, 587 nt
Organism: Artibeus jamaicensis (Jamaican fruit-eating bat)
Lineage: Eukaryota; Metazoa; Chordata; Mammalia; Chiroptera; Phyllostomidae
Gene: CXCL13
Product: C-X-C motif chemokine ligand 13
Exons: 4
Coding region: 44-367 (107 amino acids)
Biological process (GO): cellular response to lipopolysaccharide; neutrophil chemotaxis; antimicrobial humoral immune response mediated by antimicrobial peptide
Cellular component (GO): extracellular region
Molecular function (GO): CXCR chemokine receptor binding; chemokine activity
Source: RefSeq, a predicted model, not a curated record